AUAGUUGAUGUCAAAUAGGAAACGCUGCAAUGUGUCACUUUGAUCUGUAUCCAUCACACUGGGGUGUGUGCAAUCAAUGGGCGUGUACUGCCAUGGCCAAGUCAUGUUCCAGGAAGGAGGAAGAAGACCAAGCAGCAGCAGAAGCAACAUGGAAAACAAGCACAAAGAAGAAUCCUAUGACCUCUCUCUCUUUCUCUCUCUCUCUCCAUAGAUGUCAAGCAGCUAGCAGAUGAUGGAAAGGUCAGUUAUGGAGGGAAGGUGCAGUAGGCACCCAGCUAGCGAACAGGCCGCAGGAGUCUGCCCCUUCUGCCUGACCGAGAGGCUGGCUCAUCUCUCUGCAGCUUCGUCUGCAACAGCCACUGUUGCUUCUUCCAACGCCUCUUCGCCAGGGAAGUCUCCUGCCUCCAACUUCUCUUCUGCUAUCGCUUCUCCUCCCCGCCGAGAACUCAGGCCACCACUGCCGAGGCACAGCCCCUUGAUGGCUUCGAUGCAGAAAGAGGAGAGCCACAAGGAGAAGAACCGGAAGAAGGCAACGAGAAAGAAGUGGAGCUUUUGGUCCAAGAUGAUGACUGGAUCAUCAGAGAGGAGAAGAGAGGUGGAGGGAGAUCAGCUCCACUCUUAG
Musa acuminata subsp. malaccensis (wild Malaysian banana) is the source of this 622-nucleotide messenger RNA. RefSeq lists its product as uncharacterized. The record is from RefSeq and is a predicted model, not a curated record. Lineage: Eukaryota; Viridiplantae; Streptophyta; Magnoliopsida; Zingiberales; Musaceae.